Molecule: messenger RNA, 1141 nt
Organism: Candoia aspera
Lineage: Eukaryota; Metazoa; Chordata; Lepidosauria; Squamata; Candoiidae
Gene: IGFBP7
Product: insulin like growth factor binding protein 7
Exons: 5
Coding region: 156-968 (270 amino acids)
Biological process (GO): regulation of cell growth; regulation of signal transduction
Cellular component (GO): extracellular region
Molecular function (GO): insulin-like growth factor binding
Source: RefSeq, a predicted model, not a curated record
GCAGGCGGAGACCGGGGCGGAGACUCGAUUCCAGACUUACUUUCCUGCUUCUUUUAACGCAGAUCUUGCGCCAGCAAGUAAGAUCCCUCGCCAGCCCUUGCCAGGAAGAGGAGUCCCCACCACCUCAGCUGUGCCCAGCCCAGCCUCUCUCAACGAUGUGGGGUAUUUGGUGCGCUCCGUCUUGCCUACUCUUGGUUCUCGGCUGCUCCGCGUCUCUGGCGGAGCCAGGCGCUCCAGCCGGCGGUUGCCCUCCCUGCGUCCCCGACGAUUGCCCGGCGCUGCCAGCCUGGGGUUGCCCACUGGGCAAGGUGCGUGACAACUGCGGCUGCUGCUGGCGAUGCGCUCGCGGCGAGGGAGAAGCGUGCGGCAGCGGAGUCUCGGGCGGAGCCACCGUCGUCUGGGGACGCUGCGCAGCCGGCUUGGAGUGCCGCCGCCGAACCAAAAGCCGGGGGGCCACCGGCGUGUGCGUUUGCAAGAGCCGCUACCCGGUAUGCGGCACCGACGGCCUCACCUACCCCAGCACUUGCCAGCUGCGGGCGGCCAGCCUGCGCGCCCAGAGCCGAAGCGAUCGCCCCGUCGAGCAGCGGAACAAGGGGCCUUGCGAGAAAGGCCCAUCCAUUGUGACCCCCCCUAAAGACAUCUGGAAUGUCAGUGGGGCCCAGGUUUAUCUGAGCUGUGAAGUCAUUGGAGUUCCAACUCCAAUUCUCACCUGGAACAAGGUAACAAGGGGACAAUAUAGCAUCCAAAGGGUGGAACUUCUUCCAGGAGACCGAGACAAUUUAGCCAUUCAGACUCGCGGUGGUCCUGAAAAGCAUGAAGUGACAGGGUGGGUAUUGAUAUCCCCACUGAGCAAAGAUGAUGCUGGAGAAUAUGAGUGUCAUGCAUCUAACUCUAAAGGCGAAGCCACAGCUUCUGGAAAAAUUACUGUGGUAAAUUCCUUACAUGAAAUACCUGCAAAAGGUAGGUGAGUGAAAGUACUGAGCUGUGAAAGGUGAACCAUAUAUAAUGCAUAGGGAGAGACAGCGGCUUUCAUCUAUAACAGGUUUUUCGGAAAACUCCCAACCAGCCAUGCCUCUCUAGUACCUUAACUCCUACUAUUUUUGCUGUAAUUCCAAUAAAGUAUUUAGUGAAUGUCUGAAAA